Messenger RNA from Paraglomus occultum, 750 nucleotides. The record is from the annotation of a GenBank genome assembly. NCBI's taxonomy places the organism in Eukaryota, Fungi, Glomeromycota, Glomeromycetes, Paraglomerales, Paraglomeraceae.
AUGCCGUUAACAUUCAGUCAGAAAAUAAAACUAAAUGACGAAUAUGGCGAAAUAAAAGAACUUUUAGCGGCUGUGGCAGCACAACGGGGUGGGAGAGUCGGAGCCAAGAAAUCAAGCGCGAAUGGAGAGCAGCCAAUGAAGAAAGUCAAACGAAAGUUUAACGCUAGCAUCGGACACAGCAAAGUCUCGGAGACAGGCGUUCAACAGAUACUGGACGAGCUCGAGUCGGCUAAAGCAAUCUUUGCUGGGUUCCGAGCCACUCCCGAAGCCGCUAAACCCAUAGGCUCGUUACUAUUGAGCCUGGGAAUCAAUGGUUUGUUACUGGUGCUGAGGAUAGAACUAUCAAGAUCCGGGACCUUGCUUAAAACUUUGCUUACGGAACACAUAUCCCCAGUGCGAGGGUUGGCUGUGUCGCCGAGACAUCCGUAUCUAUUUUCUUGUGAAGAGGAUAAAAUGGUAAGAUUCCGACUUUGGAUGCACUGGUUACUGCUGGGAGAGACGCAACAGCCAGGCGGACAUAGCUCGAUAGUAGCGGAUGUAAUAUGUCAGAAGUUGAUCCACAGGUCAUCCCGGCUUUUAUGGAUUCGACCAUACGUCGCUGGGGCUGGCAAGACGAUGGUCACUCUUACGCAUCACAAGAAAUCCGUUCGUGCUCUCACGUUACAUCCAACAGAGUUUGCGUUUACCAGUGGGAGUGCGGAAAAUAUAAAACAAUGGAAGGUUCACGGAGGAUUGUAUACAGAAUUUUGA